Molecule: messenger RNA, 1023 nt
Organism: Lytechinus variegatus (green sea urchin)
Lineage: Eukaryota; Metazoa; Echinodermata; Echinoidea; Temnopleuroida; Toxopneustidae
Product: glutenin, high molecular weight subunit PW212-like
Exons: 2
Coding region: 1-1023 (340 amino acids)
Source: RefSeq, a predicted model, not a curated record
AUGUUUAUUUGGUAUUCUCUUAACAGGAAUAUUCUAUCUGGUACUGAGCUCCUAUAUGAUUAUGGAAUCAAGAAGGGAGAAGAGCCAUGGAAGCAGGAGCCCCAGCAUGGCAAAUCCUCGCAGCAGCCACAGCCUUGCACAUCCUCAAAGGAGUGCCAGCCUUGCCACUCCUCAAAACAGCCCCAGCCUUGCCAAUCCUUACCGGAGCCCUGGUUUUGCCCAUCCCCAAAGAAUACCCUGCCUUGCCAACCACAACAGCCACAGGCUGGCCCAUCCUUACAGGAACCCCAGCCUGUCCAAUCCACACAGCACCCACAGCCUGGUCAAUCCUCACAAGAGCCACAGCCUGGUCAAUCCUCACAAGAGCCAGAGCCUGGUCAAUCCUCACAGCAGCCACAGCCUGGUCAAUCCUCACAGCAGCCCCAGCCUGGUCAAUCCUCACAGCAGCCUCAGCCUGGUCAAUCCUCACAACGGCCCCAGCCUGGUCGAUCCUCACAGCAGCCUCAGCCUGGUCAAUCCUCACAACGGCCCCAGCCUGGUCGAUCCUCACAACAGCCACAGCGUGGUCAAUCCUCACAACAGCCCCAGCCUGGUCAAUCCUCAGAACAGCCACAGCAUGGCUCGUCCUCACAGCAGCCCCAGCGUGGUCAAUCCUCAAAACAGACAACGCCUGGUCAAUCCUCACAACAGCCACAGCCUUGCCAAUCCUUACCGGAGCCCCGGUUUUGCCCAUCCCAAAAGAAUACCCUGCCUUGCCAACCACAACAGCCCCAGCCUGGUCAAUCCUUACAGGAACCAGCCUGUCCAAUCCACACAGCAGCCACAGCCUGGUCAAUCCUCACAGCAGCCACAGCCUGGUCAAUCCUCACAAGAGCCAGAGCCUGGUCAAUCCUCACAGCAGCCCCAGCCUGGUCAAUCCUCACAGCAGCCUCAGCCUGGUCAAUCCUCACAACAGCCCCAGCCUGGUCAAUCCUCACAACAGCCACAGCAUGGUCCAUAUAUUGUUUUAGUUAUAACAUUUAA